This is a messenger RNA of Gloeophyllum trabeum ATCC 11539, 1842 nucleotides long. RefSeq lists its product as uncharacterized. Gene Ontology annotation, molecular function: FAD binding. The coding region runs from base 1 to 1842 and encodes 613 amino acids. The transcript has 16 exons. The record is from RefSeq and is a predicted model, not a curated record. NCBI's taxonomy places the organism in Eukaryota, Fungi, Basidiomycota, Agaricomycetes, Gloeophyllales, Gloeophyllaceae.
AUGCCAGCUCCAUUAGUCAAAGAGUCGACCGUCGAUGUCCUGGUCAUCGGUGCUGGCCCAGCUGGUCUGAUGGCAGCCAAUGCACUAGGCCGGGCUGGAGUCAAUGUCCGAAUAAUCGACAAGAGGCCCAAGAAAGUCGCGGCCGGCCAGGCGGACGGUAUCCAACCUAGAAUCAUAGAAGUCUUCCAUAGCUAUGGUCUCGGUGAACGUCUUCUUCGCGAAGGCUGUCGCCUGCACAUGGCAGCGUUUUAUAACCCAGGGCCAGACGGUGGUAUAGAGCUUACCAGCCGUGCGAGAAAUAUCUCAGCCGCGACAGCACGGUUCCCAUUCGCCCUAACCCUGAACCAAGGGGCUAUUGAAUCAAUCUUCCUAGACUCCAUGCGAGCCAUGGACCUGCAAGUGGACAGACCUAUCGUACCCAGCUACCUAGAGAUUUCAUCCGACGAGGCAGAAUUACAGAAUCCGCAGUCUCACGCGGUGAAGGUUGUAUUGCAACAUCUGGACGCCGAGCAAAUCGUCGAAGAGACUGAGAUUGUGAAGGCAAAGUACUUAAUCGGAGCGGACGGCGCGCACUCGUGGGUGAGGAAACAAUUCCCUAUUACUAUGGACGGCGAGCAUACCGACUACGUAUGGGGCGUCGUUGAUUUAAUCCCUGACACGGACUUCCCGGAUAUCCGUAAUCGCUGUGCAAUUCACUCCAACAACGGUUCCUGCAUGAUUGUUCCCCGCGAAGGAGACCUGGUCCGCUUAUAUCUGCAGCUAACGGAUGACAACCUAAAGCGCGUCACGAACCCAAACACUGGUAAACCCGACAUUAGCUACUGCAAUCCUCAGCAGCUGCUGGAGGUGGCUAAGAAGACAUUUUAUCCGUAUCGGAUUGAUGCCGAUGGCGAAGUCGGCUGGUGGACCCUGUACAUCAUUGGUCAACGUGUGGCUUCACAAUUCUCGAUCAAUGACCGGGUGUUUAUUGCUGGUGACGCUUGCCACACUCAUUCCCCGAAAGCCGGUCAGGGCAUGAACGCUAGCAUGAAUGAUACUCACAACCUUGCAUGGAAGCUGAGUCACGUACUCCGUGGCUGGGCACACCCGUCACUGUUAAAGACUUAUGAAUUCGAACGUCGCCGAUAUGCCCAAGAUUUGAUCAACUUCGACAAGACAUUUGCCAGGUUGUUUUCCAAUAAGCCUCGAACAAAGGACAAUCAGAACGGUGUGACACACGAAGAAUUCGUCGAUGUCUUCAGCAAGGCUGGGGGUUUCACGAGUGGGAUCGGCAUUCACUACAACGAGUCUCCGAUAGUCAACCCCACGUACCAGUCCUUGGUGGCCAACGUGGUCGUCGGGGAACGCAUGCCGCCCCAAACCAUCAUUCGGGUGGCCGAUUCGUGGCCGUUCGAGCUUCAGGACCUCCUACCUGCUGACACGCGAUUCAAGGUUGUGUUCUUUACUGGGGACUAUAUGAAUCCGACGCAAAGAGACAAAGUCCUGGAAUUAGCAGAGAAAUUGAACCAGCCGGAGAGUUUCUUGCGGAAAUUCACUCCCAAGGGCGCUCGCUCGGGUGACGUCUUCGAUUUAUUGACCAUCGCCGCCUCGAAAAAGGAGCAAGUCACUUACACCGAUUUCCCUAAGGUCUUCAGGCCACAUUGGUCAAAGAUAUAUACCGACGACGUCGAUUUCUCUGGCAAGGUCGGCGGAAAGGUGUAUUCCUCCUUCGGUGUGGGUCCUUCCGGUGCUAUUGUGGUCGUCAGACCCGACCAAUAUGUCGGUAUGAUAUCACCUCUUGACAAAUUCUCCGCCCUAGACGACUACUUCUCGUCAUUCAUGACACGGCCGGCCCCUCUAUAG